Messenger RNA from Lecanosticta acicola, 1349 nucleotides. NCBI's taxonomy places the organism in Eukaryota, Fungi, Ascomycota, Dothideomycetes, Mycosphaerellales, Mycosphaerellaceae. The record is from the annotation of a GenBank genome assembly.
AUGGCGGGAGUAGACACACAAGGACAGCGCCACGACAGAAUACUCAAUUCCGCUGGCGACAGCGUACCGGGCGAGUCGGAGGGAAGCAGUUUGCACCUCACUACACCGCCGGCCGCCAAGUCCACACCAUCUGAUGGCGACACCUCCGUUGGUCAAAAGAUGCUGUCCGCCGUCAGCGGCAGUAUAUUGACCUCUCUACUCAGUAAGAACAUCGCUCUCCGCUUAUUGAUGGUGAAGAGUACUGACAGCGUACUACAGUAACACCCCUCGACGUGGUCCGCGUACGCCUACAAUCCCAACAACCAAGUCCGUCCCCUCCUGCCCGCUUGCCUUCCUUCGUCCAAUUGCCUCCCAAUCUCGGCGUGACAGCCUGCUGUCGCGAAGUCUUCUGGGUUCAAAAUCAAUCCCAAUUCUGCGUUGCUGCACCUUCCCAGGCGGCUGUCAUUGAUGAGGCCAUCAUCUCUGACUGUGCGGCAGAAGAAACACAGCGCCGGACUUUCAAUUCCACACUCGACGGAUUCCGCAAGAUCUCCCGUAAUGAAGGCAUAUGGACACUAUGGCGCGGGCUAAGCCCGACGCUACUGAUGGCGAUUCCGGCGAAUGUCAUCUACUUUGCUGGAUACGACUGGUUGAGAACGAGUCCAAGGAGUCCGGUAAUUAAUAUUGGAGAUGUGUAUGCGCCAUUGGUAGCAGGGAGCGCUGCAAGAAUACUCGCAGCACUGGCAGUCAGCCCCAUCGAAAUGCUCCGCACACGGAUGCAAGCCGCCAGUUCGAAAGAGAAAGGCGUCCUACGAGCCACAAUCUCUGGAAUGCAAGAAAUGGUCUCCUCUCAAGGCUACCACUCCCUCUGGCGCGGUCUUUCCCUGACCCUCUGGCGCGACGUGCCCUUUUCCGCGAUGUACUGGUGGGGCUACGAAUUCGGCCGCCGACGACUUGAAGAACUACGAGCUCACAACUCUCCCUUCAAUCAACAACCACUCGAGAUGUCAACUUCGACUCUCUUGGCCGAUUCUUUCAUUGCGGGCGCCAGCUCCGGCGCCAUUGCAGCUUACGUCACUACACCCUUCGACGUUGGCAAAACACGUCAGCAAACUGUAAUGCAGUCCAACAUGUCCGCGGAACGUCGCCGGGCUCUCCCAGAAGGACGUACCAUGCCGAGGUUCCUGUGGCACAUCUAUCGACACGAGGGAGCUUCGGGCUUAUUCAAGGGCUGGGCAGCGAGAUGUUUGAAAGUCGCUCCAGCUUGUGCGAUUAUGAUUUCUAGUUAUGAGAUUGGCAAGCGUAUGGCCGUCAAGGCGAAAGUGCAGGAGAGAGGAGUGGCAGAGGAACCAUAUCUGGCACAGGAUUGA